Molecule: messenger RNA, 3650 nt
Organism: Aedes aegypti (yellow fever mosquito)
Lineage: Eukaryota; Metazoa; Arthropoda; Insecta; Diptera; Culicidae
Exons: 6
Coding region: 342-3281 (979 amino acids)
Source: RefSeq, a predicted model, not a curated record
UGAUCCGCGUCCCGCCUCUCUCACGCUCUGCGCACUCGUUUCCCAAAAAAAAGUGUUCCUGUGGUUCGGCUCGACUGGGCGCAAAAAGUGCGACGCUUCUUGUUUUCUUCGGAAUUUUUCGGCUUUGCGGUUUCCAUUUCGAGCGAAAAAUAGUCUACGGUUCCAUCCGUACCCCUUCAUCUUGGUAAACAAAGGAAAGCAGCGUGCAUCAACAAAAACGAGAGUGGUGCUCUGCCCUCGUCGCUUUCUUCGGAGAGAGGUUGACUUGGAAGUUGUGGGGCGCCGGAUGUUGAAUUGAGCGGUUCAGGGCGCCUCCGGAGACUCGAGAUCGCGUUGGGAUAAUGAAAGAGUGGUCCGAUCUGCUGCAGGAAAUCAAAAACUUCACCGAAAACGACGACGAGAUGGAGUUUUGCGAGGACUUUGCCAAGCUGCAGAUGAUUUUCAAUCACACGAAUCAGUUUGUGAGGAAUUUUGAUAAGAUUGUGUUCCAUGGGGGGAAUGAGCCGUACAUAAUAGAGAUUGUGGCCCGGUUGGUGAAGUAUUUGAGGAUUCGCCGGUAUCUGAAUGAGGACAAUAAGCCGAUCCGGGAGUGCAGGGAGCAGCUGAGGAAGAUUACGCUUUUUAUGGUGCUGAAUACGGAUGUGAGCUUCAAGUACGAUUUGGCCAAGGAUACGAAGCUUUGCCAUUUAUUGAACACGAUCCCGCAGCUGACCAAGUGUCUGCUGAUCAAUUGCAUUUGGGGGGCGAGUCUGGAUGAGUUCUUCUACGAGGUUUUGUCCUACACUCCGCAAUGGUUCAUGAUGCAAUUUGUGGACCAGGCCGUGACCAGUUUGAAGUUCUCGAAGCCAUACGAGAUUCUGAAUCGGGUGGAAGCGAUGGUCAAGGCGAUCUAUUUCAGCAUCUGCCGGACGGAUAACGAUUGGAAGAAGAUCGAUCGAAAUCGGUUUGUGGAGCAGCAGCGAACGCUGGCCAAAUUGUUCGACUUCCUGAUGGAAUUGCUCCGGUAUUUCAACACUCCGGACAUGAGCAAAUUCGAGCGAUGGUCCAAGCUGAGUAUGCACCGUUAUCACGGAUUUGCUCUAAGGCACAUGUUUGGAAUUGUUCUGUACUGCUUAGAUCUUUAUCUGAACAAGAGUUUGUUCAAAGUGGACGAAAAGAUGGGAAUCUACCAAAUCAUGGGCGAGGAACACGUCCCGAAGAAGGAGAUUCCGGAGCAGUACUCCCACGGAACAGAUAGCUAUCUGAUGAAGAUUAACAACUGUCUCCUGAAUACGCUGCAAACCUGCGUGAUGGAAGUUACCAUCGAUGGCUUUAUGUACUGGGUGGAGAUCGAAAUAAGCGUCGGAGACAAUGGGGAGAAGGUUUCCCUGCAGCAGUUUAUCGGCGAGUCCGCUUUCAAGCUGUGCGAACUGCUCAAAGACAACAAAAUCCUGCAGCACAACGUCCUGAAGCAGCUGCCGGCCAUCUCGCUGCGACCGAAAUCGCAAGCCGAAAAAGCCAUGGAACUGCCGAUGCGGGAGCUGAUGGAGAAGCUGGAAACCUGCCGGGAAGUGUUCGAACGGAAACUGUUCUUCAACGAAUUCCUCCGCCGGGGAGCUCAGGUAUUCGGCAACAGCGAGUGCUUGGAACUCAUCGAACAGAACAUGGACCUUAUCUCCGGUGACAACGUACGCAAGUUGAUCGAAUACGACAAUCGAACCCUGGAGGAAGACGAAAUGGAAUCGGACGAACCAUCAGAAGAGGCCAUAAAACUGCGCGAACUGAUCCUCAAAUCCAUCGACUAUCUACUGCUGGAGGAAGCCAACUCGCUAAUCAAGUUCAUGAUCGCCACCUAUGGCCUCGAAUACGAUCGCUACCGAACGCCCACCAUAGUCGAAGAAAUCAUCGAAUACACCAAUCGCUUCAACUCCACUUCCCUCCAGCUUGGCGCCACCGACGAAUCGGACAUCCCCUUCCGGCUCAUCUUCCAGUGUCCGUCGCUCUUCUACCAGCGCCUAACCCGCUCCCUGUACGACUCCAGCUUCAACAACGCCAACUACAUCUACGCCAUCACCCAGGUCAUCGCCAAAACCAAAUCCCUGGCGGUGCCCUAUCUGAGUGCCCAGGUCCGUUCCCUCCUCUCGGACCAGUUCGAAAUCACCAAAUCCAACUCCCUUUCCGUGUUCGUCUUGAAACUCUACGAACUGGACCUCUUCGAGCGGAAUCACUUCCUCCAGGGCUACCUGUUGCAAGGGGCCGACGAAGCUUUCCGCAAGUCCAAUUUUGUGGCCUUGACCGAGGUGCUCGGCCUUCUCCACCUCGUAGUGGACAAGAAUCUCAACGUGUUCAAACUGGACAGUUUGAAGCAGGUCACCCUGAAGCUGGCGGAAAUAUCCGAAAAGCUGCGCUACGACGUUACCAAGCUAGAACUGGCCCAUCCGCAGGGCAUCGAGCGCGUCGUGCUGCUCGAGAAGAUUCUGAAGAUUAUAGCGGGGCCGGUGCGGACGCUGCGGGCGCUCAAGGAGGAAUCCAAACGCCGUUUCCGGGAGCUGACGGAGGGCUUCGCCCCCAUCACCAAGUUCUACUUCCAUCGGGUGUGGAUCAACUACGCGGCCGGACAGUCUCCACAGGAGUUCGGUAAGUUCCUGCAUCAGGGCGCCAUCAACGAAAGUUCCACCCAAACGCAGGUCCGGCUGUUCCUUUCCAAGACGCUGGUGCAGUGCACGGCCGGGGAAGCGGAACGGCUGGCGCGGGAUCCGGUGCUAUUGCCACACUUCAACGACUCGGUGCUGAUCAUUCUGGUGCUGCUGGUGGAGAACGCGAACCACUACGAGUGUCUCAAGAGCUGCCUGACGAACUAUCUGCAUGUGGUACAGAAACACAUUCUCCCGCCCCUUCUCACCCCGGAGGCCAACCCUGCGGACCGCGCCGCCCUCGUCCGAUUCCUGAACAAACUGAUCGCCAAACUGCCCGGCAUCACGCGGGACCGCCUGCUCGCGGCCAUGACCUUUGGCCUGUCGGCGGUCAUUCAACGUCUGCGCACCGUAGACGCCUCGUUGGACCUCAGCGAUAUCGAGAAAGUAUUAAACCUGGACCAGCUGCAGUCCUCCUCGGCGGCAGCCGUCACUUCCAAGCUUCGCCAUCAGCACCUGAACCGCAGCAAUUCGUCGUCACCGUCGUCGUCGUCGUCUUCUUCGUCUACAACCGUAGAUUCGGUGACGGCUUCACCACCUCCUCCAGUUGCAGAAUCAACGCAGCUCAACGGAAGUAAAGAGGAAUCAUCCGCUAUGGUGACGGAAUAGUACGGGUUAAUUCGCGAUGGGCGGGACGGGAUUUCGAAGGUAAGAUAACAUUGAAUUUUUGUGGUGACUUCUGACCGGAUACAAGUGCGCGCAAGAUCCACUCAACACUGAAAUACGGGAUAAACUAUAGCACAAGUGAUUGUUUUUUAUUCGCUUCGAAAUGGGAUGUCGAGGUAGAGAUAGUUACUAUUUAUGUUCUACUUCUUUCGGUUUAAAUUGAAAUUAGACUCUGAAGAAGUUCUUGUAUUCAAAUACACCGAUUUUGCCGUAUAUUCCUUUUUUGCAAAUGCUUGCAAUUCAAUUCAAUGAAGAUUACUGGAAGCUACUGCAAUGCUUUUCGAUAAUAAACCAUACGGAAAACUGUAAGUA